Molecule: messenger RNA, 1138 nt
Organism: Exaiptasia diaphana
Lineage: Eukaryota; Metazoa; Cnidaria; Anthozoa; Actiniaria; Aiptasiidae
Product: isocitrate dehydrogenase [NAD] subunit beta, mitochondrial
Biological process (GO): isocitrate metabolic process; tricarboxylic acid cycle
Cellular component (GO): mitochondrion
Molecular function (GO): oxidoreductase activity, acting on the CH-OH group of donors, NAD or NADP as acceptor; magnesium ion binding; NAD binding
Source: RefSeq, a predicted model, not a curated record
UAAUACAAAAUGGCUGGCAUGUUGUUGAGGGGUCUCCCUCGUUUUUUGCCUGUGUCUUCUCGCCUUGGGAAUAAUUUACGAUGCUGCAACAUUAUGAAGGUUAUUCCAGUGGUAACACAAUCAUGUCAAUCAAGGCUACUCUCAACUACUCUAUUGGAGGAUUCAGAUGAUUCCCUUGUACAGUUUGGUGGGAGACACACAGUAACCGUUAUCCCUGGGGAUGGUGUUGGUCCUGAAUUAGUCAACUGUGUCAAACAAAUAUUCAAGGUUACUGGAGUUCCAGUAGAUUGGGAAGAAGUCCAUGUCAGUGACCUCACAUAUGGUAGUAGAUACACUCUAGAAGAUGUCAAAGAGUCCUUAAAGAGAACAGGAGUUGGAUUGAAAGGUGCCCUAACAACACCAUCAGCAUUGAGUGCACAGGAUGAUCUAUCCCUCAAUCAAAGAAUGAAGAAAAAAGGAGAUGGUUUAUUCCUGAACACAUGUGCUGAAGUUUCCAAACUUUACCCCAAAAUCAAGUUUGAAGGAAUGAUUGUUGACAACACAUGUAUGCAGCUUGUGUCUAAACCGGAGCAAUUUGAUGUGAUGGUGCUACCAAACCUUUAUGGUAGUAUAGUUGACAACGUUGGUGCUGGACUGGUUGGUGGUGCUGGAGUAGUGCCUGGUGUCAGCAUUGGAAGCCAUUAUGCUGUGUUUGAGCCUGGUGCUCGACAUACUUAUGCACAAAUGGCUGGAAGAAAUGUAGCGAACCCUACAGCUAUGUUACUUGCUGCAGUUGAUUUACUUCACCAUCUAAACUUGGGAACCUAUGCUCAUCUCAUUAAAGAUGCUUUGGAGAAAACCAUCGAGUCUGGCCAGACAUUGACAAUGGACAUGGGUGGUAGUUCUGGUACAUCUGACUUCAUGCAUGCUGUCAUUACCAACCUCCAUCCACAGUGAAUAGUUUGACUAAAUUUGGGCAUUUGUAUGAUUUGCUACAAUGUAUUGAUAACAGAGACUACAUGGACAGUAAUGCAUAAAUGCACAUGGCUGGAUUCCAUGGAGAAGUAAUCUUAUAAGUCCAAAUGAGUUUACAGCUUCUAACACUACAAAUUAUUUACAUGUAAAAAAGYCUAAUAAAGUCUAUUUAUGAAAAUCAAUA